AUGAGACCUCCGUCAAAUGAGCCUGCAGGUUUUGGAAUCGACAUAACAAAUUUACAAAAUAAUCCAGCUUAUAUGAUGUGUCAAAGGCUUGCUGGAAGAGGAAUCGUUCGUGUUGUUGGAAGAUGUAAAGAUGCACAAGAAAAUAAUAAUUUAGAUUUAUCGGAAUGUCAACUCAUGCACGUUCCAGAUGCUGUUUAUCAUUUGAUGAGACACACGACGUUAAAAUGUUGUAAUUUAUCAAGUAACGUCAUAACAAAAAUACCUCCAAAAUUUGCCGUUAAAUUUUCAUUAAUCACAGAUUUAAAUUUGUCACAUAAUCAAAUGAGUAAACUUCCCGAUGAAUUUUCCGAUCUCGAAAAUUUAGAAAGACUGGAUAUAUCACAUAAUUCCUACAUAGCUAUGCCAAAUGUCGUCUUUCAUAUUCCUAAAUUAAAAUAUUUAAACGCUCAAAAUAAUCACAUACUCGAUGUCGAAGUAGAAAAAAUAUUAGAGGCUCCAUGUUUGGAAGAAAUGAAUUUGUUGGAAAAUCCUCUCACUCCGAGAUGUCACGAUAAUUUAAGUCACUUGACGACGAUGUUGAGGAUAAAUUUACCACAAAGAACAAAACAAGACUGGGAAGAUUUAACGAUAUGA
Messenger RNA from Pediculus humanus corporis (human body louse), 633 nucleotides. RefSeq names its product leucine-rich repeat-containing protein, putative. Lineage: Eukaryota; Metazoa; Arthropoda; Insecta; Psocodea; Pediculidae. The transcript is spliced from 4 exons. Bases 1 to 633 code for a protein of 210 amino acids. Gene Ontology annotation, cellular component: extracellular matrix. Gene Ontology annotation, molecular function: protein binding. The record is from RefSeq and is a predicted model, not a curated record.